AUGGUACCGACACGAGCUCUCGCCCGCCCUCUGCGCGCCCUCUGCGCGAGGCCAAUCGUCCCUUAUUGCCAGCCGUACAUCCGUGCUAUAACUACAUCAUCGACUGCGCAAGCCUCCGUCUCGACCGGGUCCACCGAAGCUCCCAAGAAGCGCAAGCCGCUCACAAAGGACCAACGCGAGUUCCUCGACUCUGCCCUCCGAGUAAACCAAGCCGGCGAACUGGCUGCCGUCCUCAUCUACGCCGCUCAAACCCCGGUUCUCCUCCGCAACCGCCCGCACCUCCGGAAGCUGAUGGGGCACAUGUACGACCAGGAGGUAGGCCACUUUGACACCUUCAACAGCCUUAUCCACAAGCAUCGCGUCCGACCAACCGCAAUGUACCCCCUCUGGUCCGUCAUGGCUACCGGUCUUGGCUGGUCCACCGCCAUGAUGGGCUACGAAGCCGCCAUGGCCUGCACCGAAGCGGUAGAAACUGAGAUCGGUGGCCACUACAACGAGCAGAUCCGCAGUCUGCUCGAGAUGAUCACGCAAUGGGAAGCCGAGGGCUACGAAGUGGGGGAGGAGCUGUCAGGGUUGGUCAAGACGCUGAGGAGGAUUCGUGAUGAAGAGCUGGAGCAUCUGGAUCACGCUGUUGAGCACGACGCCAGAAAGGCAGAGCCACACUGGCUCCUGACUGGAGUGAUUCGAGCCGGUUGCCGAGGAGCUAUCUGGGUGAGUGAAAAGGUUUGA
Molecule: messenger RNA, 729 nt
Organism: Ilyonectria robusta
Lineage: Eukaryota; Fungi; Ascomycota; Sordariomycetes; Hypocreales; Nectriaceae
Product: ubiquinone biosynthesis protein COQ7-domain-containing protein
Exons: 2
Coding region: 1-729 (242 amino acids)
Biological process (GO): ubiquinone biosynthetic process
Cellular component (GO): mitochondrial inner membrane
Molecular function (GO): 3-demethoxyubiquinol 3-hydroxylase activity
Source: RefSeq, a predicted model, not a curated record